Astyanax mexicanus (Mexican tetra) is the source of this 3063-nucleotide messenger RNA. It is a transcript of the gene caps2, whose product is annotated as calcyphosine 2. The transcript has 16 exons. Lineage: Eukaryota; Metazoa; Chordata; Actinopteri; Characiformes; Acestrorhamphidae. Bases 134 to 1708 code for a protein of 524 amino acids. The record is from RefSeq and is a predicted model, not a curated record.
UGUAUAGGCAAUGAAACCGUAGCAACGCGGAGCUUCAGCUCGGUUUACAGUUUGGAAAAAAAAAUAAACACUUGUUUUAAAGACAGAGUCAGGCAGAGUUUAGCUGAGAAGUGUUUUUUUUAUACUCUUUAGAAUGGAUCAGAGUUUAAAUGUGAGAAGAACUUUUACACCCCAGAGACAGACAGCGAGCCAAACAGGUGGUGGAGCUCGGGGACAGCGUCCAAAAGAAGUCCCAGUGCUACAGCUGGACAGACUGGGAGACAGGGAGGAGGAGGAGGAGGAGAAAGCUUCCUUCAUAACAGUUGCCGGAAAUCCAUCACUGUCUGCUCUGAGUUGGGGUACAGCAGUCUCAGCACGCCCACCUCAGAAAUGGGUUGAAGGAACAGAAAACAUAACAGAAAGAAAUGCCUCAUUAUUGAGGUAUCAGGAGUCACCACAGUCGAGCCACAGAGGUUAUCCACUCAGCAGACCACCCAGCAGUCACAGACCAAACCAGCCAGUUCACCUGACCCCAUGUUCUGCUGAGCUCAAUCAAAUCCAGACGAACACCAUCCACAGCAGGACCAAGAAACUGGAGGCUGAGGGACUGACGGUGGAGAAGAGAAAGCAAGCUGUGAUUGAACAAAUGAUGGUGGAUCAGCUCUCCAGGGCUGUUAUCAGUGAUCCAGAGCAGAAUGCUACAAACCAAUUCAACGCUUCAGCACGCCAUAGGAGGACUCUCCACCAUACCAUGGUGAAAACCCCAAAAUCUUUAACCGAAAACCUUUUAUCCCACAAACUCUGCUUUCAGGCCAGAAUUUUAUCAAGGUGUGGACGUGAGGGUUGUCGAGAGCUCAUUGGCUUCUUCUUCAACUGUGAUCGAACCCUGACCGUGUAUGAAUACCGCAGCUUUGGAAAAAACAGGUGCAGUGCUCUGCCGUUUAUUGCUCGUGGUGUCUAUAGGACCAGAGGGAGACCUUACUGCCUUUAUGACAUCUCACAGGGUGCAGAUCUGCGCUUUAGUACAGAUAUGCCUCACCUGUCUGACAGCCUGAGGCAGCGUCCAUACCUGACCCUGAGAGUUACUGAUGUGGAUGAAGAGACUAAGCAAACACUACUGACUCAGUCUGGAGACAGUAAACAAUAUUUUUCUGAAGAAGAAAUCAAUGAUCAUAAGACCCUAAGAGCAAUUCAAGCGGCUGUACGUAAUAGGCUGAAGGGUCACGCCAUCCAAACUCUGAUUGGCCUUGGGAGACGGCUGCAGAGUUUAGACGUAAAUGAGAAUGGCCUGAUACAGAAAGAGAAGCUCAGAGAAUGUCUGGCGGAGGAGCUAAGUCUCAGCCGGCAGGACUCUGAAGCUGUGUGGAGGAUUGUGGGCCAGCAGGAAGAGCCCCUGAUGGACUAUGCUGAAAUGAUGCGUGCUGUUACCGGGGAAAUGAGUGAGAUCAGAAAAGCUAUUUUUAUGAAGGUUUAUGUUAAAUUGGACCCGAAUAAAACUGGAUCGGUUUCUCUGAGUGACAUCGAGAAAUUCUACUCAGCCACACCAUCCCAGCAUUUGGAGUUUGAUGUGGGGACAAAAAUGGACUUCCUGACUUGUGUAUGGGGAACUGGAAGGGUCACUAGAGACGUCUCUUAUGGUGAGUUUGAGGACUACUAUGAGGGACUGAGCAUUGAAGUGCCCACUGACCAGGAGUACAUCGACAUCCUGAAGAGCACAUGGAGUAUCUGACUUGUGUGGACUGACUGUGAGUGUGAGUGGGUUUGGGUUAUUUAUUGUAUUGGGUUAUAUGGAUUAAAAUAGAUAAUGGUAUAAAUAUAUGCAUGGACAAAGGGUAGCAUACAUGUGCCUCAUUCUAAAUGCACAUUUUUGGACAAUAUGCUAGAAGACUGAUUUUUUAAUAUGUGUAUUAACUGUUAUUAACCGUCCGAAACAACACAAUCAUAUACACUAUACUUGUACUGGGCACAGGUGGAAUUUGGCCCCUUUCUUUAAUCCACUAAUGAGUACAAUCAGAAGACACACGCAAAAUGCUGUUGUCUUGUUAAGUGAUGAUACAGUAAAAUGUUAAACAUGUAAAAUUACAGUAGUUUUAUAAAAAGCAAAGUUCAUGUUAAAUGCUGUGUAAUAAGUAUCAUUAUCUCUGUUAGAGAAAAUAAUAAUUUAAAAUGUUUAGAUUAAGCUUGAAUUUAAUUAAAUAUUAAUAUAUUUAUAAAAAUGUAUAAUUUAUGCUCAGAUUGUAAAGUGCUGUUUAUUUAUAUGUAUAGAUGUUUAUCUGUAGAUACUGUUUAAUACUGCAAUUUCUCCUGUCCUAAACUCUAAAGCAAACUUUUCUCUCACAGGAGGCAAUAAAUUAACCUGAGUCUUAAGCACUUAAGAGUCAAGAGACAAGUUCUUUAUCCUUUAUUGAGCUAAAGGGACUUUGGGCACCUUCUUAUAUUACAUUAUAUCUAUACUGGCACUUCUUCUAGCAGUCUGGUGAGAAAGUGAUGACAUGUCCUGAAAAUGUAACAGCACUCCUCCUCAGGACCCAGUAGGAGGUGCUGUUUCAUACUUGUAGGUGGUGAGAGGCUGAGAGGAGGAGGAGGGAUGAGGAGGACAGAAGAACAUGGAGGCUGCUGCAGGAGGAGAUAAUCCCAGAAGAUAUGACAAGGAGGCAUCACAGCAGCGCUUCACUAUUCUAAACCAGCAUCAUGUGCAUAUACACACCUUAAAAUGAAAGGCUAUGGAUAUACUGAAUAUAAUCAGAACAUAAUCAGUUAAUGAGUGAUCGGAGUGUCCAAUAUGGACAUAAAGGCGCUUGACACUGAAGGACUUGUAUCACUCUGGCUGUCAAUGACCAUUCGAGAGUCCAUUUGAAGAGCCGACAAAUCGCUUGUGGUUGUGAUCUUCAUCCGCACUGUCCUCCUCUUCCUCGUCACUUCUUUCAUCUCCUUUCAUCUGCAUAGAUUAAAAAUCAGAGAUUUUGAAUCAUAUCAAAUUAAUGUUUCAAAUUUCAAAUUUUUAACAUUUUCAAAUGUCAUACAAAGACUGUGUAACAAAACAUUCAAGAUUUUCAUCUGAAUAAAUACAUCAUUACAAAUAUA